Molecule: messenger RNA, 3225 nt
Organism: Apaloderma vittatum (bar-tailed trogon)
Lineage: Eukaryota; Metazoa; Chordata; Aves; Trogoniformes; Trogonidae
Gene: WDR72
Product: WD repeat domain 72
Exons: 19
Coding region: 1-3225 (1074 amino acids)
Biological process (GO): protein localization to plasma membrane
Cellular component (GO): cytoplasm
Molecular function (GO): protein binding
Source: RefSeq, a predicted model, not a curated record
AUGAAGGUAUCAGUACAAGCUGUGGCAUUGUGGGGAAAAAUAGCUCCCUCUCACAGCAUCACUGCUAUCAUGAUUACAGAUGACCAGCAAACUAUAGUUACAGGAAGUCAAGAAGGACAAAUAUGUCUCUGGGAUCUUUCAUCAGAACUAAAGAUUUCAUCUAAAGAAAUUCUCUUUGGCCAUACUGCUUCUGUAACUUGUUUGGCAAAAGCAAGAGAGUUUGAGAAACAACCAUAUGUAGUAAGUGCUACUGAAAAUGGGGAGAUGUGUGUUUGGAAUGUCACAAGUGGAGAGUGCAUUGAGAACGCAAAGCUUCCUUAUAGGCAUACAGCAAUCUAUUAUUACCAUUGCUCAUUCAGAAUGACAGGUGAAGGGUGGCUGCUUUGCUGUGGAGAAUAUCAGGAUAUCCUUAUCAUUGAUGCUAAGACUUUGAGUGUUCUUCACACUUUAUCAUCAUCUGAGUCUUCUGAUUGGAUAAAUUGUAUGUGUAUUGUACACUCUGCAAGAAUUCAAGAAGACUCAUUGGUUGCAGUAUCUGUAACUGGAGUUCUUAAAGUGUGGGACCUAUCUUCAUCUUUGAAGAGCAUACAGGAGAGACAAAGUGUGUGUGAGAAGGAAUCAAAAUCUCUGGGCUGUGUGAAUUGUCAAGCAGUACGAUUUUGUACUUACACAGAAAGACUCCUUCUACUUGUGUCCUCCACAUGCUGGCAGGUCUACGAUUAUUGUGAUUUCUCCUUGCUUUGUACUGAGUUCUGUAGAAGCGGUCAGUGCUUUGCUGGUGGAGAAGUCCUAGCAGCUUACAGACUGAUCAUCUGGACAGAAGAUGGCCACAGUUACAUCUACCAGCUGCUAAACAGUGGGCUUUCUAAAAGCAUAUAUCCUGCUGAUGGGAAGGUGCUGAAAGAAACUGUUUAUCCUCAUUUAAUCUGCUAUACUGGUGUGGAGGAAAAUAAGAGUUUUCCUUUUGUCAUGGGCUUCAUGAAUGAAAGAAAGGAGCCUUUCUAUAAAGUUCUUUUUUCUGGUGAGGCUUCUGGAAGGAUCACUUUGUGGCAUAUUCCUGAUGUCCCUGUGUCAACAUUUGAUGGUUUGGCAAAAGAGAUCCCUAUUACAGCGACGUGGACUCUUCAGGAUAAUUUUGAUAAACACUGUUCAAUGUCAGAGGGCAUUAUGGAUCAUCUUUAUGAAUCUAAAGAUAAAAUCAAAAGUGCAGUUGUCAGUUCUUCUGUAUACAUACCCAGUCUUGAUAAGCUUGUGUGUGGGUGUGAAAAUGGGAACAUUUUUGUAACACAAGGUUUAAAAACUGCAAGAGCAAGACUUUUAGAAAACAUAUCUUUGCUGAAAGAUACUCUACCUUAUAAGCUUCUGAAUGGUCAUAGUAGCAGAGUCACUUGUUUGCUAUAUCCACAUGAUGAAUCUGUAAGAUACGAUCCGAGCUGGCUGUUAUCAGGGGGCCAGGAUUCUGUUGUGAUCUGCUGGGAUAUACUUACUGGAGGCAUCUUACAACAAUUUAGUCUGCAGUCUGGUCCAGUGACAGAGCUCUUGCAAUCUCCAGAAAAUUACAGAUUAAAAGACCAUGACAUUGUGUGCUGCGUGUGCAGUGAUCACUCAGUAGCAAUUCUCCACCUUCAGAAAAGAGUAUGUCUCUUACAUGCUAGAAAGCAUCUAUUUCCUGUGAAGAAGAUAAAAUUUGACCCUCUUGAAAAUCUACUAAUUGUUGGAUGUGAAGAUGAUUCAGUUUAUAUUUGGGAAAUUGAAACAGGCACACUGGAACGACAUGAAACAGGUGAAACAGCAAAAGCAAUUCUUGCUUCCAUUGAAGAUUCAGAAUACUUAGUGACAGAGGCUCUACUUCCUGUAUCUCAAGAGUCAAAAAGAAAUAAAAAUGCUGGAUACAAACACUGUAGCUCAUAUAAGCAUGGCAUGAUCUCUUACAAUUUUACUCAUACGGAAAAAUCUUCAGAUAAGUCAACUGAUACCAGCUGCAACCAACAGCCCUUUACUAUUUUACCAGUGAAGACAAAAUGGAACAAUGUGAACUUCCAUGUUCUCCUAUUUGAUCUGGACAAACUUGAGGAGCUUCUUCUGUCAUCUCAACUCAAUGGACUGAAGUCAUCAAAUUCAUUCCACAAUUACGAUACUCUAGAAAGAGCCAAAAGUACUACUGAGAAAAGGGCGCUGACAUUAAAAAGAAAUAAAACUGCUGGCUGUGUAUGUCCAACACAUGGGCAAGUAGAUAAUGUUUGCUCAGACCAGGUUCGUAGGGAUAACAACACAGCAAGGCCUUUGGAAGAAAGUGGUGGCAUGAAGAGACAGAAAAAAAUGAAGAGUUCAAGAAAGAUUAGAAUGCAGCCAUCAGGAGACAUUGAUGUGAACGUCACCACUGAUACAGCGAAACUGCUUUUGGCAUGUCUCUUACCAUGGGGUGUAGAUAAAGAAAUAGACAGUCUUUGUGUUAGACACUUGGAUAUCUUAAGGCUUCAGUGUCCUGCUUCUUUUGGACUUGUGUCAAAUGAAAACCACCUGUCACUGAUGUUGCCAGGAUGGAAAUCUACUGUUUGUGGUGUGCUAGAAGAACAUGCAAGGAUCAACUUGUUUUCAAAAAGAGUGCUUGAUUUAUCAAACAAGUACCUUGCUGCAACUGAAGGACAAACUGAAAAGAAGGAUGGAUCCGAGAAUAAUAUUUAUGAAACAAAAGGACUGGAAACUAUAUUGUUCUUAUUUAGGAGAAUAGCUUUAAUCAACAGGAUAAUUAACAUACCUUCAGCAGUUACAUGUAAAAUUGAAAGUCUGCAGAAGUCGGAAUCUGUACAUGACAAGUGGCGAAAUACAGAAGUAGCAACACCUUCAUUCCCCAGGUUUUAUGAAGAGUUACCAAGCAGUAAAAGUAGAUAUUCCUCGGACUUUGGGAGUGUGUCAUUGCUGAAGCUCAUUUGUGGUUGGAGUGACCAAUCUAUAAAGAUUAUUGAGGCAAUGCAAGCGGUGCUACUGGCAGAAGUUCAAAGGACUAUGAAUAUCUUGAGAAAGACAGCAAUCUGCGGAGAGCCAUUGGCCAUAGUAGAGAAUGGAGAUGCUGGUGCACUGAAGCAUGACAAGAACUCAAACUCGGCAAGCUUCCAAGAUGUGGAGGAUACGCCUGACAGAUGUGUCUUGGAAGAGUCUGAGAGUCCAGAUGACGUGAAGCCACAUCCCUGGAUAUCUAAGGUGUGCUCCUGUAAGGUGUGUUAG